This is a messenger RNA of Triticum aestivum (bread wheat), 1630 nucleotides long. Its product is annotated as probable long-chain-alcohol O-fatty-acyltransferase 4. Bases 380 to 1414 code for a protein of 344 amino acids. NCBI's taxonomy places the organism in Eukaryota, Viridiplantae, Streptophyta, Magnoliopsida, Poales, Poaceae. Gene Ontology annotation, biological process: lipid metabolic process. The record is from RefSeq and is a predicted model, not a curated record. The transcript has a single exon.
UCCCCGAGUUGUUGAUCGCCUCAACCAUCUGCUUCAAUCAUGACGUUGGUCAUACUCCAUUCUUGUUUGUUUCAAUCCACUUGGGCUGUUGGGCACUUAGGUGGGCUAGCAGAUUACCACUAGCAUGGAUUCUUCUGCUACUAAUAUGUUUCCCUUUCGACAUUAUAUAAUGAUGAUGACAGCGGGGCAGCCAAAAGAAGAAGAAAAUCCUACUUAUUAUCGUGCUUCCAUCUGCCAAGUGAGCUCACACUGUUGACUCGAAGAAGACCACCACGAAAUUCCCGAUCUCGCGCGUGCUCCUGGAUCUUGUAAAGCUCUACAAUAAGGCGGCGCGAGUAACCUCCGGUGGCCGUCACAUCUGGGCAAACGGCCAUCAAGAAUGGCCGGCGGCGACCUGCGCAGCCUGGCGGCGGUCUCGGCCGCGGUGACCGCGGCCAUGUGCUACGUCCGUUUCGCCGCCGGGCGCCUCCGCCCGGGCCUGCCCCGCCUCGCCGCGUUCCUCCCGGUGCUCGCCGCCCUCCUGUUCCUCCCCUUCGCCUUCCGCGCCAUCCACCCGCGCGCCAUCUCCGGGUUCUUCCUCGCCUGGCUCGCCGAGUUCAAGCUCCUCCGCCUCGCCGCCGGGCAGGGCCCCCUCCACCCGUCCCUCCCGUUGCCCGCCUUCGUCGCCGUCGCCUCCGGCCCCGUCAGGCUCCGCGGCGACGGGCCCGACAAGGCUCAAGGCACGUCGUCGGGCCUGGACCUCGCCUCCUCCGCCGUCAUGGCCGCGCUGCUCGCCGUCAUCGUGUCGCUGUACCGGUACCAGGAGGUGAUGAACCAGUACGUCCUGCUCACACUCUACGCGUUCCACGUGUACUUGGCCCUGGAGCUGGUCCUGGCGUCGGCGGCCGCGGCGGCGCGCGCGCUGCUGGGCAUGGAUCUGGAGCCGCAGUUCGACCGGCCGUACCUGUCGGCGUCGCUGCGGGACUUCUGGGGCCGGCGCUGGAACCUGUCGGUGCCCGCCGUGCUCCGGCCGUGCGUGUACCGCCCCGUGCGCGCGCGCCUGGGCCAGCCCGCGGGGGUGCUCGCGACGUUCCUGGUGUCCGGGCUGGUGCACGAGCUCAUGUUCUACUACAUCACGCUGCGGCCGCCCACCGGGGAGGCGACGGCAUUCUUCGCGCUGCACGGCGCGUGCGCGGUGGCGGAGGCGUGGUGGGCGAGGCACGAGGCGUGGUGGCGCCCGCCGCGGCUGGUGGCCACCCCGCUGACGCUGGCGUUCGUGCUCGUGACGGCCUUCUGGCUCUUCUUCCCGCCGAUCACGAGGCCCGGGGCAGACAAGCUGGUGAUCGCCGAGUGCGAGGCGGCCGUCGCGUUCGUGCGGGACGCCGGGGCCUGGGCGGCCGGCUCCGUCCGGUCGGUCUGGACUGGGCGCUCGUAGUACGGAGACGGCGGGUGCGUCACGCCUGAUGCGCCCGCGAAGAAUGGCUCGUUGCUCAGGCGGCAAUUUUUGUGUGUAUUGCGCCUGCGGCUGUCUAUUUGUUACGAAAAUGUACCGAAACAAAUCAAUAGCCUGGUUAUUAAUCGCCGCCCGAGGGCAGCGAUGGCCGGCGGUGGCGUCAAGCUGACGGCCGUUCGUCGCCGUCACUUUCAAAUA